CGUGUCAGUGACAGUUGUGUCGUAAUUGUUGACAGUAUUCUAUCGAUUUAAAAACAAUAAAUAACUAAUCUAAAGCUUUUCCUCAGCUUGAAACCUGUCCUUCCGUAGAAUUCUAAUCGAGACUUGGUCUUAUCAACGUGUCUAAGGAUAAUCUUCCGGAAACUUCGACUGCCGCCAAAAGUUGUGCGGGGAGAACGGGGAAACACUUUCAACUUUCAUCCUCCAUCUCUGCACACCGAAACGCCGACCUCCUCAUCGCAAACUCAGAGAUCAUCCCCGGAAAUUGACUCCGCGAGUUUCUCCAAAAUGUCUUCCGCCGUCGUGCCCAGCGACGAUCUCGACAUGGAGCCCACCCUCAAGUCGAUCCUCAACCAGGAUACCCUCCGCUGGAUCUUCGUGGGCGGAAAAGGAGGUGUGGGAAAGACUACUUCUUCCUGCUCUCUCGCCAUUCAGCUAGCCAAGGUUCGCAAGUCGGUUUUGCUCAUCUCGACCGACCCCGCACACAACCUGAGCGAUGCGUUCGGACAAAAGUUUGGCAAGGAAGCCCGUCUGAUCGAUGGCUACACCAACCUCAGUGCCAUGGAGAUUGAUCCAAACGGAAGUCUCCAGGACCUCCUGGCUAAUGGGGAGGCACAAGGCGAGGAUCCUCUGGGCGGAAUGGGUGUUGGCAACAUGAUGCAGGAUCUGGCAUUCAGCGUAAGUCAUGGCUCCCCCCGCGCCUGUAGUUUCAAGGCUGCUAACCAUCUUAGAUUCCUGGUGUCGAUGAAGCCAUGUCCUUUGCCGAAGUUUUGAAGCAAGUCAAAUCCCUAUCCUACGAGGUGAUUGUUUUCGACACUGCCCCGACCGGCCAUACUCUUCGUUUCCUGCAAUUCCCCACCGUGCUUGAGAAGGCCCUUGCGAAGCUCUCGCAGCUU
Aspergillus wentii DTO 134E9 is the source of this 914-nucleotide messenger RNA. RefSeq lists its product as uncharacterized. Gene Ontology annotation, molecular function: ATP hydrolysis activity; ATP binding. The coding region runs from base 307 to 792 and encodes 161 amino acids. NCBI's taxonomy places the organism in Eukaryota, Fungi, Ascomycota, Eurotiomycetes, Eurotiales, Aspergillaceae. The record is from RefSeq and is a predicted model, not a curated record. The transcript has a single exon. Gene Ontology annotation, cellular component: GET complex. Gene Ontology annotation, biological process: post-translational protein targeting to endoplasmic reticulum membrane.